GACGCGGGCGAGGCCGGCGAGCGCGUGGUGACGGUGGGCAGGGUGGGCAGCGGCUUCAACAUGGAGCGGCUGCGAGCCAUCCGCGACCGCCUCCGCCCGCACCUGCGCAGGUACGACCCCCACCGCGCCCCGGCGUGGCUGGGGGGCUGGCGCGGCGCGGGCAAGGCGAAGCCUGACGCCGUGGUGACCUCGCCCGUGCACGGCUUCGUCAUGGAGGUGCGGGUGGCCGAGAUCGUCCCCUCGACAGAGUACGAGAUGGGCUACACUCUCCGCUUCCCGCGGGCUGUCCAGCCGAUCCGCGAGGACAAGGACUGGAACGACGCCUCCACGGAGCGCGACCUGCGGGAGUUCCUGGCCGGCGGCAAUAGCGCCCUGCGGCUGCGCCGCGGGAAGGCCAAGGUAGAGGUAGCUUGUGGGCUGCUGUUUGCGCUGCUGCAGAAAAACCUCCUCCUAUUUCCAACCUUCACGCGUACCGGCUUCAAGAUUGGAGGGCCCCUGCACCCCACCUGA
Messenger RNA from Prorocentrum cordatum, 510 nucleotides. The record is from the annotation of a GenBank genome assembly. NCBI's taxonomy places the organism in Eukaryota, Dinophyceae, Prorocentrales, Prorocentraceae.